AUGACCGAGGAAACAAGAGAAGAACGUGUCGCUCGCCGCUCCCGAGAGGAACAAGAAGCAAAGCGCAAAGUACGAGAAGGUCGCAGCCAAUCCACAAAAUGGGCUGGUGCGAGUUCAGGUUCUAUGUCUUCUCGCGCUUCCAAAGAACUAGCCGAAAUGGAACAAGAGGCCAAACGACGUGGUGCCAGGUCAUCCAGAUCAUCUACUACCCAAUCAAGAACAAGACGCCGUUCGUUGGAGGAUGCUGAAGCCAAGCAAAGAGCUCGUGGUGGAGGCUCUACCCUUAAUCGUCGCUCCACUCACAGCACAACAGGCAGUCGCCGAGAGAGUGAAGACCGAGAAGCCAAGCGCCGGGCACGAGGGGGCUCUAACCGUAGUGUCCCCACACCAGGAGCCCACAGUGCUUCCAACAGUUCUUCGGACCGCACCAGCCGCAAGAGUGAAAGCCAUCGUCGCCGCAGCACGAAUGGCCGAUCCUCUCGCUCCCCAAGACGAUCAGAGGCUGACCGAGAAGCCAAACGUCGCGCCAGAGAAGGAAGGCAGUCGACUCCAACUCCCGGUGCUAGUAGUGCUAGAAAUUUGGGUUCUACUCCUGAGUCGGCUUCUGUCCAAGCCAACAACGAGUCGGGGCUGUCGAAUUGCAAGCAUUAG
Messenger RNA from Cylindrotheca closterium, 651 nucleotides. NCBI's taxonomy places the organism in Eukaryota, Bacillariophyta, Bacillariophyceae, Bacillariales, Bacillariaceae. The record is from the annotation of a GenBank genome assembly.